AGCGGAAAAAGAAGAAGAAGUGCAUUAACGUGAGUGGCUUAGCAUAGAUGACAAUAAAUAAGGUGUAAAAAGAAAAAAAAAAAAAAAAAAACUAAACAAAAUAUAAAAUUAUUAUGCUGGCUUAUGUUAUAAAAGCAGUGUGCAAUUGUUUGAAGUGUUUACUAAUACGGAGCGGGUAAAAAACUCUAGCAAAUCUAUUAAUUGGCAAAAAAACUUAUACAAGCUAUAGAUUAUACUCGUGUGUAUCCACUACAAAGUCAACAAUGAUGACAUUAAAAAGUUAAAAAGAAAGAAAAAAAAGAAAAAACUUCCUGGCUUUUUACUCACUCACUCUUACCACAGAGAAGCAAAUUGUAUGCAGUGGCUGUAGUUGGUGAAGAGCACCGUGUGCGGCGCGAGAUGCAUUAGAAUUGCACUUUACAAGAUAACGCGAAAUAUCACAAAUGCUGACCAAGUUGCCCAAUGUCAUAAAUUCGAAUAGCGGCCAGCCAUCAAUGAAUCCUUGCGUAAUAAUAAUAUAACAUAUUGAUCGAAGCGUGCGUCGUCAAGCGAAAACGUUCUUCUUUCCUUUAAGUUUUCGUACGUUUUUCUUUUUUUUUUUUUUUCUUUUUUUUUUUUUUUUUUUGUAUUUUCCUUUAGAAAAUUGGAAAAAUAUAUUUUAUUAAAAUUGAAUUGUAAAAGAACAACAACAAAAAAAAAAUAAAAAAAAAAAUUAUAACUACGCUCGUCAUUUUUGGCCGGUAAUUAAUAAAUUGCUUUAACCAACGUGUGGCGAAACGGGCGCCGGAACUGUGCUGCCAGUUGUGGUUGGCUGCACAAGCAAUGUCGCACAGUGCUUUAAAUGGUGCAGCCGCAGCAGCAGCAGCAGCAGCAGCAGCAGCCGGUGUACUCAUUGAUAGCGGCAGUGGUGGUGGUGGCAGCAGCAGCAGCAGCAGUAGUAGCGGCAGCACAAAUACCGGUGGCAGCAGCACCUUUCAAACCGCUACUGGCAUUAUGGACUCAUCGCGUGUCUCCACUUGCCUUAUAUCCAUGUUACUUAUAGUUUACGGUAGUUUUCGUAGUUUAAAUAUUGAACAAGAGGCACGAGAGCGUGAGCAAAAGAAACGCAAUGAAUCGAUGACAAAUUUAAUUACCGGUGAACCUGUUGAACAGGAGCCCAAUAAGUUUGCUACUCUGGAUACUAUGCAUGCUUUGUGUUUACCUUUGGGUGCCUCAAUAUCUCUUUUAAUCAUGUUUUUCUUUUUCGAUUCCAUGCAAUUGUUAUUCGCUGUCUGCACUGCAAUUAUUGCUACAGUCGCUUUGGCAUUUUUAUUAUUACCCAUGUGCCAGUAUAUCAUACGGCCAUGUACGGACGGCAAUCGAAUAUCAUUUGGCAUUUGUGGACGUUUCACUGCCGCCGAACUCUUUAGUUUUACACUCUCCGUAUCGAUUGUUUGCAUUUGGGUUCUCACCGGUCAUUGGUUGCUGAUGGAUGCUAUGGGCAUGGGUUUAUGCGUGGCUUUCAUUGCUUUUGUACGUUUGCCGAGCUUGAAAGUGUCCACAUUGCUAUUAACCGGUCUACUCAUAUACGAUGUCUUUUGGGUAUUCUUCUCCUCCUAUAUAUUUAGCACAAAUGUUAUGGUUAAAGUCGCUACACGACCGGCUGAAAAUCCUGUUGGUAUUGUGGCUAGAAAAUUUAAUUUGGGGAAUAUGGUUAAAGAGCCACCGAAACUUAAUCUACCUGGUAAAUUGGUAUUUCCCAGCAUACACAAUAGUGGUCACUUUUCUAUGCUGGGCUUGGGCGAUAUUGUGAUGCCUGGUCUAUUAUUAUGCUUUGUUUUACGUUAUGAUGCCUAUAAAAAAUCCCAAGGUGUAACAACAGAUCCCACAUUACCGCCACCAAGAGGGGUUGGUUCGAAAUUAACCUAUUUUCAUUGUUCCUUAUUGGGGUAUUUCCUCGGCCUUCUAACGGCUACUGUUAGCUCGGAAGUGUUUAAGGCUGCUCAACCGGCUUUAUUGUAUUUAGUACCAUUUACAUUGUUGCCUUUAUUGACCAUGGCUUAUCUAAAGGGUGACUUGCGUCGUAUGUGGAGUGAACCUUUUAUAACACAACAAUCCUCAAAACAACUGGAAGUCUGAAUGUUUUCUCUACACAACACCAAAAUAUUAUUUUUCGUUCAUAUUUUUUUUUUUUUUUUUUUUAACUUAUAUGUAUCUACUACACAU
Glossina fuscipes is the source of this 2205-nucleotide messenger RNA. It is a transcript of the gene SppL, whose product is annotated as signal peptide peptidase-like 3. Lineage: Eukaryota; Metazoa; Arthropoda; Insecta; Diptera; Glossinidae. The transcript has 7 exons. Gene Ontology annotation, cellular component: lumenal side of endoplasmic reticulum membrane; Golgi-associated vesicle membrane; cytoplasmic side of endoplasmic reticulum membrane. The record is from RefSeq and is a predicted model, not a curated record. Gene Ontology annotation, molecular function: aspartic endopeptidase activity, intramembrane cleaving. Gene Ontology annotation, biological process: membrane protein proteolysis. Bases 823 to 2118 code for a protein of 431 amino acids.